This is a messenger RNA of Cydia pomonella (codling moth), 10185 nucleotides long. RefSeq names its product protein qui-1. Gene Ontology annotation, molecular function: protein binding. The record is from RefSeq and is a predicted model, not a curated record. NCBI's taxonomy places the organism in Eukaryota, Metazoa, Arthropoda, Insecta, Lepidoptera, Tortricidae. Bases 457 to 5421 code for a protein of 1654 amino acids. The transcript has 31 exons.
UGGCAUAACAACCUGGUGCGGUUUACUAAUUGCGUCAGGCCACGAGCUGAAUUGCACUCAAAUAGUCCGAUGUGUGGUCGAGGCAUAAUGCCUUGGGCGGGCGGUAGCGGGCGAGUCGAGCCCCGCACCUUUCCCCCCACUGGCAGGGUAAGGGGGGAUUCAGUCUACCUCCGGACGCCGGGCCAGCAGCUCCCCCUUUUGCCGAUCCUCGCCGUGCUCCCGCGAAAACUGUUAUACUAAAACAUGAAUUAAAACAAACAUCAAAAGCUGAAAUAUAAGUUUCGGUGAGCGCCGUUCGCGUUAGUGCUGUGUUGAAAUUUCUCUUUUGUUUUUUUUAUUCAUUGGUUUGUGGAUGGUUUUGUUUCUGUGACAAUUCGAACUGAUACAACUCAGGAUUUUCUUUUUUUUUAAUUAAGAAUGUGGUGGGUCGUCUCAGGCGGCGGGUAGAGCGUCGCGAUGAGCGCGCCGGAGCCGGCUGUGCUGCAGGCGCUGCAGGGCCACACACAGAAUUGCGACAAGUGGCCCGGCCCGCGCGCCUGCAAGAUAUACGUCGCCUCUGUCUACAAUGACUUUCGCGAAGAGAGACGUCAGAUCCUGGAGAUGGUGGGGCCGGAACUGCAAGCAACAUACGACGAUCGGUACAUCGAGAUUGAGUUCCUGGACAUGCACUACGGCACGGACGGCGGCGACGAGAACAGCCCGGCGUUGUUACGACACCUCCUUGACGAGAUUCGCUGCUGUAACGAGACUUCCAAAGCUGGCUACUUCCUCUGUCUCAUUGGCGGCGAUGCAUCAUCCUACCUGCCAGUGCUCCCCUUCACCAUUAAACAGGACACGUUCGAGCAGUUAGUACAGCCCGGGUCUCCCCAGGCGGCGCUAGUGCAGGCGUGCUACCGGCUCCACGCAGACGGCCUUUAUCACCUGGAAGGAGACGAUAAAUGGUUCAGUAACUUGGUGGAACGAGAGGAGCAGCGCGGUCGACUGGCCGAGGUGCAGAAAGCGUUCAACUCGCUAGCGUUAGAAGCGCACGCUGACGGCGCUGACGUCACCGACCUUCUGCGCAGUCCUGUCGAGAUCCAAUGCGAAUUAGCUUUAGACCUUCUAUCAACCGGGAACCAUCCUAAGGGCGUAAUAGCAGUCUUCAGAGACUGCCCGGUACUUGAGGCGGAUGACUCGAAGAUCGCAGUUCUAGCGCAUUCUAGAUUAAAAGCCCUAAAAAGAAAAUUAGAAGAUACUUUACCUGAGAAUCAUAUCAUUAGACUUGAGUCGUCAUCAGCAGAGUCGUCCCGGACGGACGCUGCAUCCGAUAACGAGGAGAGACUGGCGCCGCUGCGGGAGGCGGUGCAAGCGUGCGUGAGCGCGCUACUCGACGACAGCCUCAGCACCGAGCCCGACCAGGGCAAGGGAAGGAAAAAGACUGUCCAGGAAGUUUUCUUGGAACACAUCACUCAUCUUAGAAUAUGUAUAGAACAUAGACGUCAGUAUAAGGUAAAUGUUAAGCAAAUCGAGGAUGCAGCGAAGAGUAUACUAAGCAACGCAAAAGAAAACUACGAAAACCGGACGCGACACCCUCCAGUGUUAAUAUAUGGGCCGGACGCCUCUGGAAAAAGUACUUUAUUGACACAUUUGUAUUAUAAAUGUGAGGAAGUUUUUCCCAAGCCUGUUCUAAGGAUAAUAAGGUUUUCGGCUUCCACUCCGAGAUCGGCCUACAAUUUGGAACUUUUGAGAGUUAUGUGCCAACAGAUAUCUAUUAUCUUGAACAUUCCGGAAGGCUACUUGCCAAAAGACGCCAGUUUUGAUCCUUUAUAUAUUAAUAAUUGGUUUCAAAGUUUAUUGAGGAGAUGCGAGGACAUGGAAAAUGAAAUUUUGUUUAUAUUUAUCGAUAACGUGCAUAGAGUAAAUCCGCUGGAGUGUGACAUAGUGACAGGGUUGUCAUGGUUACCGAUGUCUUUACCUCGUAACGUAUUCCUGGUGUGCACGAGCGCAGUCCCGCUCGAGCAGCUGCAGUUGACACCUGCGCAGAAGGAGAAAUUCAAGGUGCAGCAGUGCUACCAUCUCCUCGAUGCCAUCGCCGAAACACCAGAGAACAACAGCUACGGAGACUACAUCGACAGUGCCUUUGAUAAAUUAGAAGCUGUAUUCGGAUCUAAAGCCUUUAGUAAAUUAGCAGGUUAUAUAACUUGUUCGGAGUUCGGCCUCACGGAACUUGAGUUGCUGGAACUUCUCAUGCCAACGAGUAACAGCGACGCGGUUAUUACUCUGAAGGAUGCCAACUUUAACUUUUCUACUUUAUGUGUCGCCAAAUAUAUGAUGAAGCCUCUCAUAGCAGAGAACGUAGUAUCGGGUAGAAGCACGUGGCGCUGGCGUGCCGCGGCGGCGGGAGCGCGCGCGCGCAGGCGCUACGUGCGCGUGCAGAGCGCGCUCAGAGAUGCGCACUCCGACCUAGCGGCGCUGCACUUUGCAAAUUUCCUGCAGGAUCCCGACGACACGGAUACUUCGGAAACACAAGAGCCAGGUUGCGCAGACGACGAUGAUGCGCUGCUGGACUCGACGCCAUUCCACUCGGGCAGUCGGACGGCGGCCGCGUUCACGCAACGCCACGUCGAGGAAUCUUGGUUGCAUCUGCUGCUAGCCGGCGACUUCUCAAAGCUGAAGGAUCUUACUGUCUGCAAUUUCGACUUCUUGCUGGCUGCGGUACAAACGGUGACGGUGUCCUAUCUCCGAUGCAUUCUGGAACACGUUCGCUGCUACAUCCUUGACCGGGACGUAGAGCUCGUCUACGGCGCGGUCAAAAAAUCAAGCGACAUACUUACUCGCGAUCCCAUGCAGUUAGGAGCCCAGAUCAUAGCCUGGUUACGACCGGCGGUGGCGCGGCGAGGCGUGCUAGCGACGCUCGUCACCGCUGCGAUGGCAUGGUGCGACGGCUAUGACAAGCCGCUGCUCGUCCCACUCAACGGAUGGCUCCAACCGCCGAUAGCGUCGACGGUGCGUGUGGUGUCUGUGGGAGCGACGAGCCCCGGCUCGGGCGCGCGUCUGCUGCAACUAGCACCUUCCGGACAACAUCUGGUGCUGGCGCCUGCUGCCGGCGACCCACAGCUGUGGCACGUCAUGUCCAACUCUAAAGUACAUACGUUUAAAGGUCACUCGGGCAGGAUCCUUUGCAUGUGCGUCACGAGGGAGUCGCAGUACCUACUCACGGGCUCCGAAGACACCAGCGUCAUCGUCUGGGACCUUCACACGCUGGCAGUGAAGGCCAAAAUGACGGAACACAUCGCACCUGUACUAUGCGUGGCAGCUGUCGUGAAUCGCUCGCUGGUAAUCAGCGGUGGGGAGGACUCGGCUGUCAUCGUUGCGUCGCUGGUUGACGGCUCACUUGUGACAAAACUUGACCACCACCGGGGCUCCGUCACGGGCGUGAAGGUCCUCCAAGACGGCGAGAUCGUGGUCACAUGCUCCCAGGACGGGACAGUCUGCACGUGGAAUGUAGACAACUUCACGUUGCUGAGCACCGUCACGGCUGGCAUGCCUGUGCAUGCAAUGGAGAUCACGGACGACAACGUGUUCCUCGUCACCCUGCAGGGAGAAAACGAACUGCAUGUCCGGACGCUCAUCACUGGGACGUACCUGCAUAUGUUGAAGAGGCAUAAAACUAAGUUAAAGUGUUUCUGCGUGGCGCAUGACUCGUCGCGCGCGGCGGUGGGCUGCUCAGACCAGCGUGUCUACGUGUACAGUUUACACACGGCGCAACUCCUGCGUACUAUCGCCGUGGCCCACGAUCUAUCAGCGCUGGCGGUGGCGGACAGGGACCACUUCCUAUUGGCUGCUGGUGGAAACAGAGUGACAAUAUACUCAUUUCAUACAGAAGAUAAUUUAACUAACUUCCGGCCGACGAAACAACUAAAACGACGACAGACUAAAUCAAAAACUAACAUCAGCUUAUUACAAGCAGAACAAAGUGAGUUGAUCCCGAUCAGCUGCCUCGAAGUGUCCCGAGAUGGACAACUAGCAGCGAGCGGGUGCGCGCGGGGCCUUGUGCGCGUGUGGCAGCUGUCCACCCACCGGCUGCAAACCACGCUCAACGGCCACAUGGGCCACGUGACGUGCGUCACGUUCUCGCCCAACAACCUGUUGGUGCUGAGUGGCUCUGAGGACAGGACUGUCGUUGUUUGGCAGCUGGCGGACAACUCCCCUACAUUGACCUAUAAGGGUCACUCAGCCGCUCUGCAGUCGUUACUGAUGAUGUCGGACAACCGGCGCGCGAUGUCGGGCGACCGGGCGCGGAACGUGCACGUGUGGCUAGUUGACUCCGGCAUCGUUCUACAUUCAACCACGGGACCCUCGGCGAGCCUCGAAGUCACUCUUAAUAUGAAGUUUGCUGUGCUGUCGGAUGGUGAUAAUUCAGUCCGUAUCUGGGCGCUGACGGGUGGUGAGGGCAGCGACGAACGGCGCACGGUCUCCCACGCCGAGCGCGUCACAUGUUUCGCGGUCACCGCGGACCUGCAACAUGUCGUCACUGGCUCCAUGGACAUGUCGCUUAAAGUGUGGAAGCUGGACGGCGGGAAACUCUCCCAGGUCCUAGUGGGUCACUCGGACAUCGUGACCUGCGUAGCUGUUGCUAUCACGAACAAGACACAAGUCGUGUCUGGCUCGUGGGACUGCAACCUCAUCGUGUGGGACAUGAACACUGGCUCCGACCUACACCUCCUCUCCGGACAUUUGGGCAAAGUCACUUGCGUCAAAGUCACUGGAGAUGGGUCCAUCGCUGUAUCUAGCGCUGAAGACAAAACGUUGAUAAUCUGGGAGACAAAGCGCGGGCUCGCUCUGACGUCCCUCGCUCUGCACGUUCCUGUCCUCGGAUUGCAGAUCACAAGCGACUGCUCUCGCAUCGUCAUACACCUUCUAGACAGAGGGUGUCUCCCGAUUAUUUGUCUACAUAACACACCGGCAACGUACGUGAAGAUCCCAACGUAUGCAGCCCCAACGAAGAAUACCGAUGAAUUAAGACCUUUGGCUCCAAAGCGGCCAAUGAGAAGACUGCUCAAGAAAGAGGUAUCUUUAGACACCUACACGUGGCAGAAAAAGUACGGGCAUCUGACGUCGGCAGCUAUGAUGGCACAAGUAGACGAACGACUCAAACGAAGGUUUUCCGUAUCCGCUUCCAUGGAGGAAAUCUCAAAAAUACAAGAAGCGAAAAACAAAGACUUGGGCUCACAGGUAAGCCUGGGGCCCGAGGAGGCGGCGAUCGCCCAGUCGCAGCACUUCGACCAACUCGAGGCACUUUGGAACAAGGUGUCGCCGCCGCGGCGGCGCUCUAACAAGUCGUUAUCAAAACAGAGCUCCCUGAUAGAGAGGUUAGACUCUUCCGACGAAGAACACACGCCUGUUGAAGAACAAGUUAGUUUCCGGAAAGCCACAAACUAACCAGAGCAUAUUCCCACAGAGCACAUGGUGGAAUAAAGAAGAGGUGCACAGGCUUAAACCUACCUUCUAGUCAUCUUUAGCACAAAAAUUACGUUACGUUACCUACCGUUUCUGUUACUUUAGCAAUUUGUUAAAAAAGAUGUUUAAUUUUUUACCUAUUUUAAAAGAGCUGGUCUCCUAUAGAAAAAAUAGUAUGCGUUUUAACAUAUUUUAAGCAAUGUUUGUUUUUAGGUACAUUAUGAAGUAGUGAUUUUAUCGUAUGUUUAUUUAUUACACGUAACUAACUAUUUAGAAUCGUUCUUGAAAUGAUAAUUUUAAUAAAAAUAAAUAAGUACCUAUUUAGUAUGUAGAACUCCUGCCUCUUGCAAUGUGAUCUUCUAGGUGUAGCUUCUAUUAUUUCUGGACCAGUUUCUAUUGUACAUCGAAUUAUAAACAUACGUAGGUAACUUUACUGCUAUGCUUGUUUCAUAUAAACACUUUUACCAAAGAGAGUUAGAAAAGAGUAAAACAAGGUAGUAUAAAACAUUAAAUACUCUCAUUUGCUGAUGCCAAUUUCUAGCUUUUCAAGAGAUUAUACAAAAUGCUUUGUUUUUCCUCACGUGAUAAUCGUGGCAAAAACAUACCUUCUACUUAAGUUUUUUAGCAGAAUAACACGCAACGCGUUAUCUCAAGCGAAAGUCUCAAUUUUCAUUAUGUCUUAGAUUCUUGACGAAAUUUGUAUUAAUGGUAAAGUAAUGAUACUUAUAAAUUCCCAAUCUUAAUGAGAAACUGGUCCAUUAAGAUAAGUGUAACGUAAAAUUAAUAUAAUAUUAUAUAUUAAAACCGAGCGCAGUGUUGCGCUUCGUGUCUUUUAAGGGUAGAAUUCAUUUGUUGUGAUAUUUUCUGUUGUUAAAUGUAUAACGUAAAAAGUAUAUCAAUAUAGUGGUGUAGAAAUAAUUUAUCAAACAUUUAGAACAUUUUAUAAUACCAUAAUAUAACUUUUCACGUAUAAAAGUAUAUCAAAGCAAUUAAUUUUGUUAAAUGAAAAUCGAAUAUUUACUAAUUACGAGUACCUAUGCAUCUAUACUAUAUUAUUGUUGGUAUUACUGUUUUUUUUACAACUACCUACACAUACCUACUCAGAGCCAUAUGUUAAGAUAUUGCUGUAAUUAAAAAUUAGCUUUUUAGAAUAAAGAGUGUACCCUUCAAUUAAAAAAAUCUUGAUCGAAGGAAAUUAUAGCAAUGCCAUUAAAUUAAUCUGUGAAUGACUGAUUAAAUUUUAUUUAACUACCUGUCAAUUUCAUUUAAAAAACGAAAUAUCUGAAGCUGGUUAAAUUCAUUCGUAUAUCACAAACAUCUAUGCUAUAAUGUCCUCGAUCAAUGUAGAACUAGUGUUUUCCAAGCUGUGAUCCCUUAUAAAGACUUCUACAUAAGUACACAUUAUAUUCAACAUACAAUAGAUAUAUUUAAAGUGUAUGAAAUUAAAAGUAAGAAAAUAUCCACUCUUCUGGAGCGCUAAAGCUAGUUUAAUCGUCUUACAGAACUUUUUACACCCCGCCUGCAGCUAUAACUGCCUGUAUUACUACACUUUAUACAGUAUUUUAUAGAACUAGCACCUGAGGGCCUACCGCGAAAACCGAAAUUCGCAAAAAGGGGGAUCUCUUUUACUCCAAUGAAGGCGUAAUUAGAGUGAGUUCGAUUUUCACGGCUAUAGCCCUGGCUUAUAGUACACUAAAUAGCAAUACUGGUGAGUAGACCUAAAAACAAUGUGAGAUGUUAUUGCUAGAAAUACAAGGUGAAUUUGCGUCAUUACUGCUCAGUGACGCAAGGCGCUUACGUAAAAGUUUCCAAGCUUUUUAAAGGUGCGACCAGACCGCAGCUUAAAAAACGGUCACGAUACGGAAUCGCAGUGACGCGUCGUAUGCGUACCGUUUUAGACGCAUGCUCCCCACACCGCUGCUUAAAAUACGCUGACGCACCGUAAAUUUAUCUGCGUAAAAAUCGCAAAAAAUAUUACACGGAGAUCUUACGGCAGACACCACACCGGUGACGUAAAAGACGCAAAAAUUUGCGAACAAAAAAGAUUCGCGUGAAGCACGUCACUGCGAUUCCGUACCGUCACCGUUUUUUAAGCAGCGGUGUGGGGAGCAUGCGUCAAAAACGGUACGCAUACGACGCGUCACUGCGAUUCCGUAUCGUGACCGUUUUUUAAGCUGCGGUCUGGUCGCACCUUAAAUCUUGUAUUAUCAUCAGAAUGCACAUGCUUAUUUAAAAAAUAUAUUGCUAACAAUUUAAUCCCUAAUCUGAGGGAAAAUUACGAUGAACGCAGGGCUCAGAAAGGGCCUAACAUAUUUUUUUCAUUCACAAUGGCUUUUAAAGGGUCUCAAUAUUGAAAUUACAGUAACUUAUUCCAGGCUUUUGUUUAAAAAUAGACCAGACUAAGACCAGAGCUCAUAAAGAUAAUGUAAAGGAGUGAUUUUACAACGGACGCUCAUAACUUUCAGAUCAUUUAAUUUGCCUGCGACAAAACUCUGAGCUAGGAUGGCUGAAAUUUAAAUAUAUCUAGCAAAUGGUCUGAAAAUUGUAAUAAACACGUCAAACGAAUGUUGAGUGUCAGCUUUUAGUGCUUUAUAUAUGCUUUUUUUAAACCUGUCUGGAAAUAUAAUAAGGUUUGUCAUGAGGGUAUUCUAAUGAAAUAAUUAUAGAUACAUACUGUCAAAAUAUAUGCUUAUAAACAUAUUUCUUCCGUAAUAUUCUGGACAACAAAGCAUACAUAGUACCUAGUGAACGUAACUUGUGACAAAUCUUUUGCAGUGAACCUUUACGAGUACAUUAGGAUAAAUUAAAAAUAGACUUAGUUGCAUUUACAUAAAUGUGUAGUGGUAAUAGUAUUUCUACGGUUAAUUAGAAAAUGCAAUAAUAUCUUAUAAGUAGUUGCACUUAUUUGUAGAAACAAAACUUAGACUUUCUACUUUAAGAACUGAAUUCUUCUUAAAUGUUCAAAUGAAUACAAAUUGCUGCUAAUGCACGAUAUUUUGAUUUUAUUCACAAAAGAUUUAAAACCUUCUAAAAAACCCAGUCAGCAUUAAAAGCAGCGGAUCAGACUUCGUGUCAAAUAUGUCUACUACUAGUAUCUAGUAGUUUAACAAAAUAAAAUCGGCUAAGAGUAUUUCGGGCCAUGCUCAGUGUAGGAUUCCAUAGUUACCAUUCUGCCAGACUAGGCUAAACGAGGACUAUUAGUAAGUAUCGUGUACACUACAAACAUAAGGGAGUAGGCGUAGUAACCUACCUUCGCAGCGCUUUGUACGUCUUUUUAGUAAGAAGAGAAUUUGCAAUAACUCAAAAACGGCUGGACCGAUCAUAUUUGCUAUAGUUGUCAUUAAAGGUAUUGAAGCAUUUGUUUUCCUAUUUUAUUCAUAUUAUACAUUUACAAUAAAGUUAGAGGGCGGGGGGCAUAUAUUUUUUUCUUUCGGAGCGAUUAUUUCUGAAAAUAUAAAUUUUAUCAAUAAAUGGUUGUUGCAGCCCCUUAUUCCCUUUAAAAGACCUAUCCAACCAUACCCCGCACCAUUGGCAUAAUCAAAAAAAAACAAGAACAAUUCGUAUGGGAGGUACCCUAAAAAAGUAUAUUUUAGUAAGUAGUUGUUGAUAGCGGACUUGCGCGAUCUCCAGGCCGAUAACUGGCGGGAGAUGGCGCAGGAUCGAGACAACUGGCGUGUACUCGUGUCGGAGGCCAAGACUCAUUUUGGGUCGCUGCGCCAUUAAGUAGUAGUAGUAGUAGUAGUUGUUGAUAACUUACGAAUAUGUAUUAUGUAUCCAUGCCAAAUGCAGCUUUCAAACACUAACGAUCACGGAGCAAAGCCGAGGACUACUACGGAACCAUAAAAAGAGACAUUAUCUUGCUUACAGGUCAAUUCACAAGAGCUGGCCCGAAUGGGAUGAAUGAGUGACUGAAAAUAUCUACGAGUAACCAAUAAAAUGGCGGCUCUGACUGUAUACCGAUACAUACAUGUGUCACUCAUACAAUGUAAGUUUCGUUCAUUCCAUUCGUGAUAGCCUUAGACCGUUUAACUAACUGGAAUCGCCUUUAAGAGCUCAUCAACGUGCUCACUAGCGCCACUGGAAAAUAAUUGUGAUUGUUUAAAUUUAACGAUAGAUAUUUAAUGGUUGAUGGGCUCUGAAACGCUUAUCCCUCUGCCAAAAACCUCGGCCAAUGGUCAUGCUCACGUCAUAAUUAUUAUAUGGACUGACGUUUAUCUGACACGGCUAUUCGUGAAUGACCAUACAUUUGACGUGCUCCUCCCCCGCAAAAAUCUGCAGACCGGUUGGUCAAAUGCUCUAAGAUGACAGCUUUCGUGAUACGACCUGUAUGCAGAACAUUUAGAUUGUGAGAGAUCCGUUUGAUGCGUUGUUUCGUCCUCUACUAUGAAUGCUGACUGUACUUACCAUAUUUAUACAUGUACCUACGUAGCAUUUAAAUGUAUUAAAUUAUUUUUUAUUGUUUGAAGUCAACUGAACCUAUUCAAAGAACACAUACUUACUAAUAAGAAAAUCGACGGCAACGUGGCAGCGGUUACAUUUUAGGAAGAAAUUUUUAUGUGCAAGAAUAAUCUCUCAUGUGCCCUACGCAAUAAUGUAAUAAAUAUAAAGAUCGUUGGACACUGUCACCUUGUUGACUAUUUGUAUGUAAAAUUUUAUAUAUUUAUUGUUUCUUAUUCCUCUUAUAUGAAUUUUAUUUUUGACCUGUCGUGGUGUUAUAUCUGAAAAUAUAUUCUCUGUGUUUCUAAA